AUGGCCAGGUUAACAAUCCUUGCAGGUUUGACCCUGCUGAUGUGCCUUAAUGUGGCAUCAUCAACCAAACUGGCCUGCUAUUUCACCAACUGGUCGCAGUACAGGCCGGGAACAGGCAAGUUCCUCCCAGCAAAUGUGGACCCCCACCUGUGUACUCACCUGAUCUAUGCCUUCUCCAUCAUCAACCACGCCAAUCAGCUGGUCACCUACGAGUGGAACGACGAGACUCUUUACAAGUCAUUCAAUGGUCUGAAAAACAGGAAUCCUGAUUUGAAGACCCUCCUGGCUGUUGGUGGCUGGAACUUUGGAACAAGCCAGUUCACUAUCAUGUCCUCCACUAAGGAGAACCGUAAGGCCUUCAUCCAGUCGUCCAUCAGCUUCCUGAGGACUCAUGGCUUUGAUGGGCUGGACCUGGACUGGGAGUACCCUGGAUCCCGCGGCAGCCCCCCAGAGGACAAGAAGAGAUUCACUCUUCUGUGCAAGGAACUGCGUGAUGCAUUCGAGAAGGAAGGCAAGGAGAGCAAGAGGCCCAGACUGAUGCUCACCGCAGCCGUGUCUGCAGGCAAAGGAACCAUCGAUAACGGAUUUGAGAUUGGCAAGAUUUCAAAGUCCUUGGACUUCAUCAACGUGAUGACCUACGACUUCCACGGUGCCUGGGACACGACCACCGGCCACAACAGCCCCCUGUACAGCGGCCCCACUGACACCGGAGACUUUGUCUACUUCAACGCAGACUAUGCCAUGAGGUACUGGAGGGACGAGGGGGCCAAGGCAGAGAAGCUGCUCAUGGGCAUGGCCACCUACGGCCGCACCUUCCGCAUCGUAUCUGCUAGCGACGGCAUCGGAGCGCCCGCCAACGGACCUGCCUCCCCCGGAACCUACACCAGGGAGCCUGGCUUCUGGGCCUACUACGAGAUCUGCACGUUCCUCAGGACCGCUUCCGUCCAGUGGAGUGAUGAGCAGAAGGUGCCCUAUGCCGUCCAGGGCAACGAGUGGGUGGGCUUUGACAACCAGGAGAGCUUCACCAACAAGGUGCAAUACUUGAAGAAGGCUGGCUUCGGCGGUGCUUUCAUCUGGGCUCUGGACCUGGAUGACUUCUCUGGCCAGUUCUGUGGACAGGGCAACUACCCCUUGAUCAGCCACCUGCGCUCCCUGCUCAACGGAGAUGGCGUGCCACCACCCCUGCCUCCCACCUCUCCCCCCAAGCCCACGGAAGGCCCAGUUGCCCCUGCCACCCAAACCACCACCACCGCCGCCCCAGUCAACCCAGGAACGGGCUUCUGCGGUGGCAAGGCUGACGGCAUAUACACCCAUCCUGAAAACGCCCGCCAGUUCUACCAGUGUGCUCACGGCCAGACCUUCGUUAUGUCUUGUGGGGCUGGACUCGUUUACAACGACAGAUGCAAAUGCUGUGACUGGCCCUGA
Messenger RNA from Engraulis encrasicolus (European anchovy), 1425 nucleotides. Its product is annotated as acidic mammalian chitinase-like. Gene Ontology annotation, biological process: carbohydrate metabolic process. Lineage: Eukaryota; Metazoa; Chordata; Actinopteri; Clupeiformes; Engraulidae. The record is from RefSeq and is a predicted model, not a curated record. Bases 1 to 1425 code for a protein of 474 amino acids. Gene Ontology annotation, cellular component: extracellular region. Gene Ontology annotation, molecular function: hydrolase activity, hydrolyzing O-glycosyl compounds; chitin binding. The transcript has 11 exons.